GGCGUGGUUAACAAGUGUCAUGGCGCCUUACCGGUGAAAAGCUAGUUGUGUUAGCAAGACGCUUUUGGAAAUUGACACACAGCGGGUUUUAAAGGUCGUCGUAUUUUUAGGAUUAUUUGAAUGUAAAGGAUAAAAACAAACAAACAAACAUGGGGACUGUACACGCAAGAAGUUUGGAUCCUCUCCCAAUGCAGGGGCCUGAGCUGGGGGUUCAAGCUGAUGACCUGGAUGUUGGAGAAGCAGACUACGAACCUCAGCAGGAAAUUUUAGAAAACAAAGAUGUUGUAGUUCAGCGUGUACAUAUAGAUGGGCUUGGAAGGACUAAGGAGGAUAUCCUAACAUACGAAAUCGCAGAUGUUUUCAGAGCUAGGAACCUGAUUGACGUGAUGAAGAAGAGCCAUGAUGCCAGACAGAGACUGCUGCGUCUAGGUAUAUUCAGACAUGUAGAGGUCGUCAUCGAUACCUCACAGGGCAAGGACGCACUGCCGAAUGGACUGGACGUCACAUUCGAGGUGAAGGAACUCAAGAGACUGACUGGAAGCUAUAACACCAUGGUUGGAAACAAUGAGGGAAGCAUGGUGUUAGGUUUGAAACUGCCCAACGUUUUUGGCCGUGCUGAGAAGCUCACUUUUCAGUUCUCCUACGGCACUAAGGAAACGUCUUAUGGCCUGUCUUUCUUCAAGCCUCAAGCUGGACACUUUGAACGCAAUUUUUCCGUCAACAUCUACAAAGUGACAGGGCAGUUCCCAUGGAGUUCACUGAGAGAGACCGAUCGAGGAAUCUCCACAGAGUUCAGUUUUCCUAUCUGGAAGACGAACCACAUGCUGAAGUGGGAGGGAGUGUGGCGGGAGCUCGGCUGUCUGGCACGCACAGCCUCGUUUGCUGUCAGAGAGGAAAGCGGUCACUCGCUCAAGUCCUCCCUUUCCCAUGCAAUGGUUAUUGACACACGCACCUCUCCUAUCUUACCUAAGAAAGGUGCCUUAUUAAAGAUCAACCAGGAGUUGGCAGGUUAUACAGGUGGAGAUGCCAGAUUCCUGAAAGAGGACUUCGAAAUUCAGCUCAAUAAGCGACUCUUCUGGGAUUCGGUCCUCUCUGCCUCUCUAUGGGGGGGUCUGCUGCUCCCUUUUGGAGACAAACCCACAUCAAUUGCUGACAGGUUUUAUCUGGGAGGCCCCACCAGUGUGCGAGGUUUCAGCAUGUACAGCAUCGGACCACAGAGCGAAGGUGAUUAUCUGGGUGGAGAGGCGUUCUGGGCCGGUGGGCUCCAUCUGUAUACUCCUCUACCAUUCAGGCCAGGUCGUGGGGGCUUUGGGGACCUUUUCCGAACACACUUCUUUCUCAAUGCUGGAAACUUGUGCAACCUCAAUUAUGGUGAAGGGCCUCGAGCACACCUGAGCCGACUGGCUGAAUGUAUCCGCUGGUCGUACGGCGCAGGCAUCGUGCUGCGUCUGGGGAACAUCGCGCGACUUGAGCUUAAUUACUGCAUUCCCAUGGGCGUCCAGAGUGGAGACAGGAUAUGUGAUGGAGUGCAGUUUGGAGCAGGCAUUCGGUUCCUGUAACACCAUGAAGCCAUUAACAUAUCUCCUUGGAAUGAAAAGAAGAGGAUUUUAUAUGCAGAUGAAAUCUGUUUGAAACGUCUGUGUGGAAUGAGAAUCUUUGUGGUUCAGUAGUUGGGUUUUUUUUUGUUUGUUUUUUUGGACACCGCCCAAAUGCAUUAUUAGAACAGAAGUCUAAAACCAAAAAUAAUGCAAAGAAGUAUCUACGAACCCUCAUCUGUAGGGAAAAUGACCGGGCAGUGCAGUUCUGACUUGUCAUAUUUAUUUGUCUGAUCAGCAAAAAAAAGUUCAAAUAAAAAAGCUUUCCUUACAUUAUAAAA
Molecule: messenger RNA, 1876 nt
Organism: Neoarius graeffei (lesser salmon catfish)
Lineage: Eukaryota; Metazoa; Chordata; Actinopteri; Siluriformes; Ariidae
Gene: samm50
Product: SAMM50 sorting and assembly machinery component
Exons: 15
Coding region: 150-1559 (469 amino acids)
Biological process (GO): protein insertion into mitochondrial outer membrane; mitochondrial respiratory chain complex assembly
Cellular component (GO): outer membrane; SAM complex
Source: RefSeq, a predicted model, not a curated record